Paramormyrops kingsleyae is the source of this 2922-nucleotide messenger RNA. RefSeq names its product fizzy/cell division cycle 20 related 1b (gene fzr1b). NCBI's taxonomy places the organism in Eukaryota, Metazoa, Chordata, Actinopteri, Osteoglossiformes, Mormyridae. The record is from RefSeq and is a predicted model, not a curated record. Gene Ontology annotation, biological process: positive regulation of ubiquitin protein ligase activity; anaphase-promoting complex-dependent catabolic process; positive regulation of anaphase-promoting complex-dependent catabolic process. Gene Ontology annotation, cellular component: anaphase-promoting complex. Gene Ontology annotation, molecular function: ubiquitin ligase activator activity; protein binding; anaphase-promoting complex binding.
GCACGCUACCCAGCUAGCUGCACCGCCGCUGGCUUGUUGUUUUGCGGUGGCACGGUGCCAUGACAACCGUGUGUCAGAGCGACGUCUGUUAGCCUGUGUCUGUUAGCUUCCUUAGCAUCGGUUAGGAGUAUUUUAUUAAUUACUGAUAGUACGUUUAUUUAAAAUAUUGCUUGCCACACAUUUAGCUAAUGCUGCGUAGUGAUGACAUUUUUUGCAGAUGAAAGUCAAUUAAACCCGUUGUAGUAAUUAUUAACUGGCUAGACCUGUCUAGCUACAUGCAUAUAACUAUAUCCAGUAACUGUCCUGUGGUUUGUUGUCUGUAUAUGGUGCAAAAAUCUUUUAAGACAGAAAAAUAGUUAUCGGCGUGCAAAUAAAUAUGAAAGCCAGUAUCAUUUGCUUUUUUGGUCUGCUUAGCCCACCUGGUAUGCGAAGGGCAUUUUUAUUACUACAAUAACGCGUGAGUUGAUAGUAAAAUCACACAUCUGUCUUUUAUUUUAAUAUAUAAUAUCAUAUAGCCUAUAUAUGUAUGUAUGUUUUUUUACUAAUGUUGUGUAAUCCGUUAGCUGUCAUUUUGCAGCCGGACGAGGUGCUUCAGGUUUAUUUCUACCAUGACACUAACGAGCUUCAUUAGCAGAUGGAAGCUAUUAAACUGCAUAGAUCUCCAAAUAAACACCAAUCACGUAAAAACCGUGAUUUGGUUAGUUGGUAAUUUUACAAAUUAUUUAUACUCUCGGAGGUGUUUAUUUGUUAAACUAUGAUGCGGCUUCGCCCCUUCAACCCGGUUGCGUUAAUCGGAGGGUCUUCAGCAAACGUGGGUUGUUUAAAUUUUAACUCGACAAAAAGGGGGCAAUACUUCGGGAUCCUUUACCUAUGCGGCUAUAUAGUUAUCUGAACUAGUUCAAUGAAGGGGGAUAAAACCAUUUGUGUAAAUAGAUCGAUUUGUCGCUUUAGAGAAAAGCAUGCCAUCUUUCUGCUGUUGGUGAUUCUGGCAUGGUAAUUGCAGUACCGUGAGUCGCAUACUACAAGAAUAAGGAAUGGAUAACUGUGAGGGGAUUGGAUCUGCAGACUGAUAGGCAGAAAUAAAGAUGCCUGUGCUGUAGGACACUACCAGGCAUUCCUUUCGAGAUGGACCAGGACUACGAGAGACGCCUCCUUCGGCAAAUCAAUCACCAGAACCUUCCAGAAAGCCAACUGGCCAAGCAGUCAGGCUGUGCGACUUCCAGCCCUGUCAGGGUCAAGUCAGGAGACCGGUUCAUCCCCACGCGAGCUGGUAGCAACUGGACUAUUAAUUUCCACUAUGCCAACGAGAACUGCAGGUCUCCAAAUCAGAACCACAGGGCGAAGGAAACGAACACCGAUACGGGCAGAGACACAGUGGCCUAUGUUGCCUUGUUGAGAAACGAGUUGCUCGGAGCAGCCAUCGAAACAGUUCCCGACCCACACACAGAUGACCGCAGACAUGCCCACUUAUCCCAGGACACGCACAGCCUGUUCAAGUACACGGUUGACCCCAAGAGAGUGCCUUUCGACAGCAGCAAUGAGGUGUCUCCCUACUCCCUUUCGCCACUGAGCAACAAGAGUCACAAACUCCUGCGCUCUCCGCGGAAGCCGGCCCGCAAGAUCUCCAAGAUCCCCUUCAAGGUCCUGGAUGCUCCGGAGCUGCAGGACGACUUCUACCUCAACCUGGUGGACUGGUCUGCGGGCAACUUGCUGAGUGUGGGCCUGGGGGCCUGCGUCUACCUGUGGAGUGCCUGCACCAGCCAGGUGACGAGGCUGUGCGACCUGUCCAUUGAUGGAGACUCCGUGACUUCGGUGUGUUGGAAUGAGAGGGGUAGUUUGGUUGCUGUAGGCACCCACAAAGGCUACGUUCAGAUCUGGGACGCAGCUGGAGGCAGGAAGCUCAGCAGCCUGGACGGGCAUUCUGCCAGAGUCGGUGCCCUGGCUUGGAACGGGGAUCAGCUGUCAUCAGGGAGUAGGGACCGCGUCAUCCUGCAGAGGGACGUGCGCACUCCCCCAUCCGCCGAGAGGCGGUUGCAGGGCCACCGGCAGGAAGUUUGUGGCCUCAAGUGGUCCCCUGACCACCAGCACCUUGCCUCGGGGGGAAACGAUAACAAGCUGUUGGUGUGGAACAGCUCCAGCCUGCUUCCUGUGCAGCAGUACAGUGACCACCUGGCUGCAGUGAAGGCCAUCGCCUGGUCACCACACCAGCACGGCCUCCUGGCCUCUGGGGGCGGCACGGCUGACCGCUGCCUUAGGUUUUGGAACACCCUGACCGGCCAGGCCCUGCAGAGUACUGAUACCGGCUCGCAGGUCUGCAACCUGGCAUGGUCCAAGCACGCCAAUGAGCUGGUCAGUACACAUGGAUACUCCCAAAACCAGAUCUUGGUGUGGAAAUACCCGUCCCUGACGCAGGUGGCCAAGCUAACUGGACACUCGUACAGGGUGCUUUACCUGGCCGUUUCCCCGGACGGCGAGGCCAUCGUGACGGGAGCUGGGGAUGAAACUCUUCGCUUCUGGAACGUCUUCAGUAAAACGCGAUGCACAAAGGAAUCCAAGUCCGUGUUGAACCUCUUCACAAGGAUACGGUAGCUCUGAAGGCGACUGGGAAUCUGAGCAGGCCACAGAUUGCAGAGAACUGAAACAAGGGAAGCGUUUUGACAGGACUGCCCUUAAACUACAACUCAUUGGUAUUCAAGGGACAGUGGACUGACGGAAGACUCUUCUCUCGCUAACUUUUACAGAUGUCUUUUCUACCAAUGACAAGCAGCCAACCUUUUUCCCCCACUCUAAACUAUAGAGUGUCUCAUCAUUAAACCCCUGGCAGCAAGGACUCUUUGUUCAUGUUAAGCUGUUUUUAUUUUUAUGUUGUGAAUAAUUGUAUGACACUUAAAAGAACAUUAAUCUGGGGAGAUCUGAUAUCCA